Alosa alosa (allis shad) is the source of this 780-nucleotide messenger RNA. Its product is annotated as cornifelin homolog B-like. The record is from RefSeq and is a predicted model, not a curated record. Lineage: Eukaryota; Metazoa; Chordata; Actinopteri; Clupeiformes; Clupeidae. The transcript is spliced from 4 exons. The coding region runs from base 222 to 560 and encodes 112 amino acids.
UUCAUCAAAGUUGUUUUACAGGAACUGAGUCUCUUACGCUAUAAGCCAUUUAAGACUAACAUUCCACGACGCCCUCUUAAAGAUUUAAAACAAGGACACAUGUGGUAAUAUUCGCAUCAUACCUGUAGCAUCAACUGCUGUUGACACCCCGUAGCCUACAGUUGAAAGAUAUCAGCACUUCAAAAGGGACGCCACAAAAGAUAAAACUGUUAAGAAGAGCCAUGGCUGUGCAACAUCAGGUAACCUCGGUGACAACCACUUACAGUUCGGGAUCUUGGAGCACUGGACUUGGUGACUGCUGUUCAGACAUGGGGACCUGCUGCUGUGCAAUGUGGUGCUUCCCCUGCAUGCAGUGCCAGACGACCUCUCAGCACGGCUGGUGUUGCUGCAUGCCUGUUCUGGACCCGCUAGCCUGCAUGGCCGUCACCAUCUGCUUGCGCAAGUCCAUCCGUGAGAAACAUGGCAUCGAGGGUUCGUUGGGGAAUGAUAUCCUCCUGUCCUGCUGCUGUUACCCUUGCACGUGGUGCCAGAUGUCCAGGGAGCUGAAGAACCGUUCCUAAACCAUCACAGUCAUCCACUAUAGAAAGACAAAGAGAUAAAUGUAGAAGAGAGAAUAUACACAAGCCAUCUCUCUCUCUCUCUCUCUCUCUCUCUCUCUCACACACACACACACACACACAUUAUAAUCUGAAAUUUGACGGCAGGAAAGUCAGUCUGGAGUAGGGAUGUAACAAUUACCGGUAUAAUGGUAAACCGUAAUAAAAAUGUUGACGAUAAUAA